AUGCCCGCCAAGAAGCAAUUGGUGCCUCCCCUCCGGCCCAAUGCCGAUGGUUCCGGAUUCGUGCAGGCGUUCCGCGGUCGUGGGCCCGCUCACAAUCGCUCCUCGGGAGCCCAUAGGCCCAUUGCGUCGACCAGCAGCUCGGGUUCCUCGACUUCCUCUUCAGCGUCCUCUUGCUCCUUGAGUGCGGCAGAACCGGCAACGCUUUCUCAUAGUUCGGUAGGUCGGUACAAGGCGAGAGGCGAACGUAGACGUUCAAGUGCUGCAGCGCUGCUGCUGCCCCAACGCAAGGCGUGCAUCAGCACCAGCGCAGAGGAUCACAAGGGUCACCUCAAGACCACCGAUACAAAGUACCACACCGCGGUUACCCAGGGCCUUUCUCCCCCCGCCUCAGCUCCCGCGUCUGUGUCUGCAGUAGCUUCCCUGUUGUCAGCAUCACCGGAGACAGGGUCGCCCAUAAAAAAAACAGAGCAGCACACAGCCUCGAUAUCUGGCGCCGCGUCGCGCUCCACUCGCCGUAGCGAUGUCGGUGCCCCUGCAGGGAAAGCUCGUGGUGUGACCCCAGCGAUGCUUACUAUUGGCGUGGACGGAGCUCUUGGGCCGAGCGAGUGUCUUCUCGCCACCUCCGUCAUGCACCGCCUUGGGUUGCAGAGCGGCCACAUUGUGCGCCUCUCGACAAGCUACGGCGAUGUCUACGCUGGAGUGCGACCGAUGCGCGGGUCUGCAGUUGCGUCCGACAAGAUAUUUGUGAACGAGGAUGCGGCGGCGGUUUUGGUCGAUGUUUCGCCUGUCGUACUUUGCCCGGUUCUUCUCCCUCAGAACGGCGUACCGACGCUACGGUCGGUGACGCUCACGAUGGUUGUCCCCGAAAAUGCGCGCGACGCUAACACUUGUGACGCAGUCGUGCCGUCGAUCGCCUCAACAAUGGAGUGGCAAGCGCUGUUCCGCCGCACGCUGCAUCACAAGAUCGCCUAUUUACACCUACGCACCACCCAGCGUGUGCUCACCCAUCGCAUUGCGCUCGAGGUAGUGAGCUUGAGCGUUGCGAGUCAAGGGGAGGAGUCGUCAACCUCGGCGGCGGAGUCGGAUGCUGCGUGGGGCAUCGUGACAGAUGCGACGGAGGUGCGCUUCUAUAAUCAUAACGCUGCUGCAGGGGUCUCCAUCGGCGGACAACAGUGUGCAUCAACAGGACUCGGAAGGAGCGCGGUGGAAACGUGUCAGGAAGGCGUCCCUUUUUGCUCAGGGUGCUUGUGUACGCUGGUUGUGGGAGGCACCGGCGUCGGCAAGAGUCGUUGGCUCUCUCUCCACGCACCCACUGCGUCCCACACAGAGCAACAGGGACACAUGGACGCCUCAACCUCACCGGCCACGGUGGCUGGGUCUAGGAGGUACACGGAAUGGGUUCACGUGGACCAAUUGCCGCAGGGUGAGGGCAGUGAGGUGACCACGGCUACGGCGUUGCACGAGGUUUUCGAGCGUGCACGUCAGUCAGCGCCGGCGACGGUGGCCAUAGAUGAUUUGCAUCUCAUCUGCGGCCGCGAGGCGUCCUCGGCUGGGUCUCGUUGGGCAAUGUCACUCAUCGCCCAUGCCUUGGCUGCUGAGCUACUGGAUUUACAGAGCCGCCGUCUCGAUGUGGGAGUAAUUGCGAGUGCACCGACACUGGCGAGUCUCGAUGCUUGUCUGACCGGGGCCACCCUCUUUGGCGGGAGUGUUGUGACACUGGAGAUGCCUAGCGGGCCGCAGGAGCGGCUUGCAUGUCUCCGUAUGUGCCUCUUGGAGCUGCGCCUCAACGACUCAGCGGCAGGACCUGUCCUCAGCGAGGCGUGCUUACUGGAGGUGGCAGAGCGAGCACACGGCUUUACGCAGCGAGACCUGCAUCGGCUUGUCGAGACAGCAGUGAUACAGGCGUUCCAAACACGCCAGUCCAUCGUACCAACGGACGCGGACCUUCGAGCGGCGUCCGCUAUAGUGCAUCCUUCGUCGCUCAAACACUUCGAGGUGUCGGUGCCGACUGUGACGUGGGCUGACAUCGGUGGAAGCGCAGAGGCGAAGCAGACCCUCUGCGACGUAGUGGAUUGGUGCCUGGGAAAGCAAAGCUGGCUCUUCACAGAGUUUAACUUGACGCCACCGAAGGGUGUGCUUCUCUAUGGUCCGCCGGGCUGCAGCAAGACAAUGCUGGCCAAGGCGCUCGCGAACGAGAGUCGCAUGAACUUUAUUUCCGUAAAGGGGCCGGAGGUGUUCUCGAAAUGGGUGGGUGAUAGCGAGAAGGCGGUGCGCGACAUCUUCGAUCGUGCCCGUGCGGCGAGCCCGUGUGUCGUGUUCAUCGAUGAGUUGGAUGGUAUGUGCGGCCACCGCGGCCGCGGCGGCGUGUCGGACCGCGUCAUCUCGCAGUUCCUCACCGAAUUGGAUGGGCUGCCGGCUGCAUUUGGCGAAAAGAAGAGGGCCCUCGUGUUUGUCGCGGCGACAAAUCGGCCCGACAGCAUCGACGGGGCAGUGCUGCGUCCCGGACGCAUUGAUCGUCGCGUCUACGUCGGACUGCCCACCUUGCCAGAGCGGUGCGCCAUCACUGACAUUCAGUUCAAGCACCUGCCUGUAGCGGCGGACCUAACGGCCCACUACGUGGCCGAGCGGACAGAAGGAUACACGGGUGCAGAAGUUGUUGCGGUUGUGAAAGAGGCCGCGUUUCACGCCAUCACAGUCAACGCGAGUGCAUCCCAUGUGACACUGGUCGACAUCGAUGCGGCUCUGCAGAAGGUGCGGCCGCGCAUCAGCGCCAAGGAUGUGGAGUGGUACAAGCAUUGGCCAAACAACCGCAAAACCACCACUGCGUGCGUGUGA
This is a messenger RNA of Leishmania braziliensis MHOM/BR/75/M2904, 2835 nucleotides long. Its product is annotated as AAA family ATPase-like protein. The record is from RefSeq and is a predicted model, not a curated record. Gene Ontology annotation, molecular function: ATP hydrolysis activity; ATP binding. The transcript has a single exon. Lineage: Eukaryota; Euglenozoa; Kinetoplastea; Trypanosomatida; Trypanosomatidae. Gene Ontology annotation, cellular component: cytoplasm. Bases 1 to 2835 code for a protein of 944 amino acids.